This is a messenger RNA of Sebastes umbrosus (honeycomb rockfish), 2923 nucleotides long. It is a transcript of the gene slc33a2, whose product is annotated as major facilitator superfamily domain containing 3. Gene Ontology annotation, molecular function: transmembrane transporter activity. Bases 243 to 1508 code for a protein of 421 amino acids. The transcript is spliced from 6 exons. Gene Ontology annotation, biological process: transmembrane transport. The record is from RefSeq and is a predicted model, not a curated record. Lineage: Eukaryota; Metazoa; Chordata; Actinopteri; Perciformes; Sebastidae. Gene Ontology annotation, cellular component: membrane.
CACCUCUUCUGCCAAUCUGAAGACGGGGGAUUGCUGCCACAGAACCUGGCAACCUCAUAGCUCAUAAAUACCACAACAAGAAGGAGCAGCUUCUCAACCGGUUAGCUGAAGCUAAGCUAACCAACUUUCUUUCUCAGUCAUAUCAGUUCAUCUGAGUCAUUUGAAGUGCUCCCCUUUCAACCAAACAAUGACCUGACCCAUGGACCACUGCAGUGUCUGCUCAAUUAGAGGGUCACUUCAUCAUGAAUGACAAACUAGUCUUCCUGGGCCUGCUGUACUUUGUCCAGGGCAUCCCCUAUGGUCUCCAGUCCUCCCUGCUUCCUAUCUACCUGCGUGGAGCUGGUCAUUCCCUCACCCGCAUUGGCUUCACCAAGAUCCUCUACUUCCCAUGGGUCCUCAAGGUGCUCUGGGCCCCUUUAGUGGACCGGGUGGGCACCAAGCGCCGCUGGCUGGUGGGGACGGUGUCUGGGCUGGCUCUGACAUGCCUCGCAAGUGCUGCCCUGGCCCCAGAGGCACAUAUUUGGGGUGUAGCAGGAACCCUGUUGGCCAUGAACUCCUUGGCCUCCGUCCAGGAUAUUGCUGUAGACGGGGCCGCCGUGGGGUUGUUGAAAGGUCGUGGGGAGCUGGGCCUGGGCAACACAGCCCAAGUCGUCGGAUAUAAAGCUGGAUCGGUGUUUGCCGGAGGUGGGCUGCUGGCUGUGAUCGACGUGGCCGGAUGGAGCUGGAUGUUUAUGCUGCUGACGUUUGUGUACGCAGGCGUGGCUCUGUUUGUGUGGGGGGCUCCUGUGUUGGACGAUGAGACUUUGAGGGGUCAACAGGCAGAUGGCAGCAGGAGGGGAGGGCAGGGAUCAGACAUUAUGAGGCCGUGGAGAGUGUGGAGGAAGAUGCUGGCAGUGCCCGGCACCCCUUGGACAGUCCUGUAUGUGCUGACAUACAAACUAGGUGAGCAGGGUGCAGUCACCAUGUUUCCUCUUUUCCUGUUGGAUCAUCACAUGACCGCCAGGGAGCUCGGCUUCUGGAACGGCGUCAUCGCCAUGGGCUUCUCCAUCUGCGGGUCGUCCCUGGGAGGCAUGCUGCUCGCUCAGUUCAGCAUCGGGGCUAUGAUGCGACGUGUGUUUGUAUUGCGAACCGUCAGCAUGGUCUUCCAGAGCUCUCUACUCACCAUACUGGAACCAUCACCACUCAUGAAAGGUAUGGCCGUCCUAAGUAUGAGCGUUCAACACUUCUUGGGCGGGCUCAUCACCACGCUCACCUUUACUACCAUGAUGCAUUGCACUCAGAGGGCAGAGGAAAGCAUUCAGUCGACCCACUACAGUUUCCUGGCGACUCUGGAGGUGCUGGGGAAGCUGACGUUCAGCGCCCUGGCCGGGGGCGUGGUGGAUUAUUUCGGUUUCCAAGUUGCCUUCCUCUUCUUCCUCACGCUCUCCGCCGGGACGGCCCUGCACGUGUGGACGGCUACCUUCACUGGUGCUCUCAGGGAACACCAGCUCAAAGAGCAGCCCAAGUGAGGUCAGGAUCAGGUCAAAAGGUCCUGAUGCAGGGUGUAUCUGCAGGUGCUGAAAAUGUGUUGAAAUAACUUGAUUUUGACUCAGACACCUCCCGAUAAAUAUAACAAUCAUGACUUCAGCAAAUGAUUUCAGUCUAGAAGUUCUUGAAUACGUUGACUUUCUUGUUCUGCCAUUUUUAAGGAGAAAUCAGCCAUGCGGUUAAGUACUCUAUUACAGAGUGUGCUUUUAUUUUUUUAUUUUCCAAAUGGCACAAUUGACAUUUGGAAUGUCUGGAAAAGUCUUAAUAUUAAUAAUAUUUACAGUAGCGUGAGGAAGAUACUACGUAGUUAACGAUGAGCGCAUGUUUUCCGGACAGGAUGGGAUUGGUGCAUCCAAUCAAUGUGAUGAAUUGGCAGUGACGCAGAGUCCUACUGUAUUGAGAGUUGAGAAGUACUUUGGGAAAUAUAAUCAUUGAUAUCAUCUGAGCCAUUUCAAUGUUUCUUAAUAAGCCAGCAAUAAGAGCUGUAGCCAAAAGCAAUAUUGCUACUUUGUGAUGCUUAUUCUAUCAUAUCGUGUAUGAAUAUGUUACGUCGUUCUCCUGAGUUGUAUGGUUUACAGUUCUAAAUGAAUGAAUCUCUACUACCUCGUAUCAGCGCUGUAUGGUACGACACGCAGGAGGCCAAUGUACAGCAGCUGCACCAAGUAGAGCGUACCCUCAUUCACAAUGAAAAGUUGCAAUACAUACACUAUGUUAGCUAAGCCACAGCAGUUAGCCAAAGUAGACUUGCAGAUAAUGCAGCUGUUUUGUUGUCUGUCUAUUUAAAAGGGAAUAAAAAUGCAGUGCAGCUGUUGAAUGAGGAGCAUUUAUUCAGUUUAAUCCACCACAGAAUUUCAGAGUAAAAUCCUGUUCCCUUUGGAAUCGAAAAGGUCAACCCUGAGUGCUUAUUCUUGUAGGAAACCUCAGCCUUACACACUGCAUGGUGCCAUCUUGUCUCAGUUUUUCAAUCAAAGAAUCAGACUUAGAAAUAAACUUGGAAAAAAACUCUUUAUAAAACUUAAAAGACCAACACCACUGGCAAACUGCAGUCACGUUUGUGUUUUAUGUUUAAAAAAUGUCAAUUGUAUGUACUCUAAAAUAUACUGUAACAAUCCAUGGUACUGUUUGCUAUAUAGAAUAAUUCUCCAGGCUUAAAAUAUGAAUGAAACAGCAGCGUAGAAUGCUCUUUUUUUUAAAUAUAAGUCUUAAAAUUGAUAAUUGAUAAUGGAUUGGUUUACAUAAAGGCAGUAAUCUCAGCAAAUUUAGCCAAAAUAAACCUGCUUUCUCCCACAUAAAUGAAUAAAUAAAUAAAGGGAUGCCAUAUUACAGGUUCAUCGAUGUAGCCGGGUCCUCUGUCCUGAGAUUUGCAAAAAAAAAUAAAGCUGCUGAGUGAAUCUUA